GGCUGGCGUAGGUGAGCGUUCUAAGUGGUCGGGGAACACUGGCAGGGUUUAUGAACUCUUUGUUUAGAGAAGGAUCCACUAUCUCGAAAUGCAAAGUUACACUGUGUGCCUCGGGAUGUUUGUUCAUUGAAGCAAGGAUUCCUGUCAGCAACAAGGACCCACGGGCUUAACAAGGACUCCCAACUUGUCUGAAACCAGGAUUUAAAAUGCUUCUUUGUUUGAGACUCCUUUUACUGACUUUGGCAUAUUAUGUGCAAGGUGAUAUAUUGAGUGACUAUGCUGAAACAAAAGGAGCCUGGAUUUCUUCUGUGAGAGAAGUGAGGUAUCCCCUGCUCAGUGUUGAAGAAUGUGCAGCAAAGUGUAAUGCAGAAAGCACCCUUCUCUGCAGGGCCUUCCUCUAUAAUCCAAAGGAUCAGGACUGCAUCCUGAAAGCGGAAAACAGUCGCAUGCAUGAGGUGUUGAGAAGAACAAACGCUAUCCUCUAUGAGAAAAAAGUUUUUCUCUUGGAAUGCAAAUCAGGCAAUGGAGUCACCUACAGAGGAACGGCCUCAAAAACUCGCUCGGGAAGGACCUGCCAGACCUGGAGCAGCAUGCAACCACACAUACUGAACUACACACCAGAAAACAGUCCACACGCGGAUCUGGAGGCAAACUAUUGCCGAAAUCCUGACAAUGAUACAGAAGGCCCCUGGUGCUACACUCAAGAUCCGGAAAGGCGCUGGGAGCACUGCCAGAUACCCAGCUGUGAAGCAGACUGCAUGUUCUGCAGUGGAGAGAACUACCGCGGGAGAGUUUCCCAAACAGAAGAUGGCAUCACGUGCCAGCGUUGGGACUCACAAAGACCCCACCUCCACGGGUACAAUCCAACCUCUAUUCCUGAUAAAUAUCUGGAGGAGAACUACUGUCGGAAUCCAGACGGGGAGCCCAGGCCAUGGUGUUUAACGACAGACCCCCAGAAAAGAUGGGCAUUCUGCAAUAUCACGCGUUGUGAGGAAGAGCCUCCUGCCAUCGAAGCAGAGAUGGAGUGUUACACGGGCAAGGGCCAUACCUACCGGGGAACUGUAUCAACAACCAUUUCCGGUGAAACCUGUCAACGCUGGAGCUCUCUAGUCCCGCACAAACACUUGAGAACCCCCGAGAAUUACCCCUGCAAAGGACUGGAGGCUAACUACUGCCGGAACCCAGACAACGAGAAGGAGCCCUGGUGUUACACAUCCAACCCAAGCAUCCGAUGGGAAUACUGUCAGGUGCCAAAGUGUGGUGUUCAGCAAGCAGUGUCAGUUCAUGAAGGUGGACCCACUGACUGCUAUGUUGAUAACGGGUUUGACUACCGUGGAACUACUGCUGUGACAUUGACAGGGAAACGAUGCCAGGAAUGGGCGUCAAUGAGACCACACAGACAUGAAAAAACACCGAGGAAUUUCCCUGAAGCGGGGCUGGUUAACAAUUUUUGCCGAAACCCUGACAAUGACGAGGCACCUUGGUGCUACACAACUGAUCCGCUCGUCCGGUGGGAAUACUGCAGGAUUUCCAAAUGCGAGACCCCGGAAUCUCAACGGCCUGAAGUAAAACCUGUCCCUGUAGCUCCCACAGCAGAGGCAGAGCAGGUCCCCGCCACCUCAGACGAUUGUAUGAUCAGCAACGGAGAGACAUAUCGUGGGACCCGCUCGACCACGUCAAGUGGCCGGACUUGCCAAAACUGGUCAUCGAUGACCCCCCACUUCCACAGAGUCUACACCCCUGACUCCCACCCUAAAGCGGGACUGGAAAGAAACUAUUGCCGAAAUCCAGACGGGGAUCUCAGAGGCCCAUGGUGUUACACAACAGAUCCAGAUAAGCGAUACGACUAUUGUGAUAAUAUUCCACGAUGUGUUCUCACUGAAUGUGGAACACCUGUUAUUGAACCCAAGAAAUGCUUUGGACGUAUUGUUGGUGGCUGCAUAUCCAAACCACAUUCCUGGCCUUGGCAAGUCAGUGUACGCACUAACACUGGUUUGCAUUUCUGUGGAGGAAGUCUUAUUGAUCCCGAAUGGGUCCUCACAGCUAAACACUGCAUUAACGGGUUUUAUAGACCUUCAACUCUCAAAAUCUACCUUGGAAUACACAAAGAGAGUGCCAGGGAACAAUCAAGACAAAUAAGAGAUGUGGAAGAUUAUUUUCUUCAUCCCCAGAGUGAUCUUGCCUUGUUAAAGCUCCAACGGCCAGCGGUCGUGAACGACAAGGUCGGAAUAGUCUGCCUGCCUGAAUCGGGUUUUAUAUUAUCGAGUGGAGCAGAAUGCUACGUUACAGGCUGGGGUGAAACACAAGGAACAGCUGGAGCUGGGGUUUUAAAAGAGGCAGGAUUCCCUGUGUUUGAAAAUAAAGUCUGCAAUCGCCCCGCAUACUUGAACGGAAGGGUGAAGGACUCGGAGCUGUGUGCUGGAAAUGUGGAUGGAGGUGUUGACAGCUGCCAGGGUGACAGUGGAGGUCCAUUGGUCUGCCCGGAUGCCCAGGGCAGAUACAUCCUCCAAGGAGUGACAUCAUGGGGACUCGGCUGCGCAAUGCGGAUGAAGCCAGGAGUUUAUGUUCGGACAUCCUUUUUCAUUGACUGGAUUACAAAUAUCAUGAGACAUGGUUAGGCCGGAUGCAGCAGUGUAUAAUCAAUACAUGUUCAAUCAGGACAUGAAAUUCUAACCUGUGAAAUAUUAAGUUCUUUUAUUCGCAUACGUUUGACUUUUACUUCACCAGGAGGACUUUAGGUAGUUCCUUGACAGCAUGAGGUUAAUACACGAGAUGGAUGGGGUGGGGAGGGGGCAAAUGUAGCUGUUUAAUCUCGAGUAUUGAUGUAAUCUGGCAUAGUCAGCUGAUAAAAAUGACAGGUUUAACUCAAUCUGUUCAUUAUUCAUAGUCUUUAAUAAAAAAAUAUAAACUUGUAUGGAUGGAUUCUGAAUGGCCAGAUUAGUUGUGGUAGCAUCCAUGAAAAUACUGACUGAAUGUUCAAUGGUAUAGACAGGGAAUUAAUGGUAUAGGCAUGCACAUGUCGAACCUGGAGUCUGGUUUCUGGAGAAGAAAUGAAUAUUAACCUCCUUAUGUAACUACCACUUCUACAUAAUUGCACACGUAAAUUGUUCUCUCCUCUCUUAUGAAAUGGCAAAUAAAGAGAAGUGCACUAACAAAACUGACUUCCAGCCACGAGUGUUUCCCUGAAGAGGCAGAGCUGAGAACUGACUAGGCCUGCACGGCCCUUUUAAAUGUAAAAAAAUAUACAAGUUGGUAGUGUGGGUCUGGAGCCAUGACCUCCUGUACCUUAUAAAGUGGUCAUUGAGUGUAUGUUCAUGGUCUUCUGCUGCUGCGACCCUUCCACUUCAAGGUUCAAUGCACUUAGAGAUGCUCUUCUGCCCAUCACUGUUGUAAUGCGUGGUGCUUUGAAUUACUGUCACCUCCCUCUCAGCUUGAACUAGUCUGGCCACUCUCCUCUAACCUCUCUCAUUAACAAGACAUUUUCACCCACAGAACUGCUACACUCUGGAUGCUUUUUGUUUCUCUCAUAAUUUUCUGUAAAUUCUAGAGACUGUUGUGCAUGAAAAUCCCAAGAGAUCUGUGAUCCCUGAGACACUCAAACCACCCCGUCUGACACCAACAAUUAUUCCACGGUUAAAGUCACUUAGAUCACACUUCUUCCCCAUUCUGAUGUUUGGUCUGAACAUCAAUUGAACCUCUUGACCAUAUCUGUAUGCUUUUAUGCAUUGAGUUGCUGCCACAUGAUUGACUGAUUAGAUAUUUGCAUUAAUGAGCAGGUGUACCUAAUAAAGUGGCCACUGAGUGUACAUAAUCACUCACUUAA
This is a messenger RNA of Mobula hypostoma (lesser devil ray), 3823 nucleotides long. It is a transcript of the gene plg, whose product is annotated as plasminogen. NCBI's taxonomy places the organism in Eukaryota, Metazoa, Chordata, Chondrichthyes, Myliobatiformes, Myliobatidae. Gene Ontology annotation, molecular function: signaling receptor binding; serine-type endopeptidase activity. The transcript is spliced from 19 exons. The coding region runs from base 207 to 2618 and encodes 803 amino acids. The record is from RefSeq and is a predicted model, not a curated record. Gene Ontology annotation, biological process: proteolysis.